Molecule: messenger RNA, 2067 nt
Organism: Mesoplodon densirostris (Blainville's beaked whale)
Lineage: Eukaryota; Metazoa; Chordata; Mammalia; Artiodactyla; Ziphiidae
Gene: GCA
Product: grancalcin
Exons: 8
Coding region: 148-795 (215 amino acids)
Molecular function (GO): calcium ion binding
Source: RefSeq, a predicted model, not a curated record
ACUCCGGGAGUGGUUGGUCUCGAGGAAGUGAACGGCGCCGCCGGGGAGUCUGUCAACCUCACCUGCGCCUGCAGCUGUACCUCCGCUUUUCUCCCAGCCUGGCGGACGCUGACUCGAAGGGUGACAGUUGACGUUCGCAAGAUUGUCAUGGCCUACCCGGGAUACGGAGGAGGGCUUGGAAAUUUUGGCAAUCAGAUGCAAAUGGGACAGCCAAUGCCAGGAACAGGGCCAGCUGUGCUCCCUGGUGGAUACCCUCCAAGCCCAGCUUAUCCGGACAGUUACUCCUCAGCGGGAGACCCCAUGUGGACAUACUUCACUGCUGUUGCUGACCAGGAUGGUGAAGUGGAUGCUGAAGAACUUCAGAAAUGUUUAACACAGUCUGGAAUUAGUGGAACUUUUUCUCCCUUCAGUUUGGAAACCUGCAGAAUUAUGAUUGCCAUGUUGGAUAGAGAUAACACAGGAAAAAUGGGAUUUAAUGAAUUCAAAGAACUUUGGGCAGCUAUUAAUGCCUGGAAGCAAAAUUUCAUAACUGUUGAUAAAGACGGAAGUGGUACAGUAGAGCAUCAUGAAUUGAAUCAAGCCAUUGCUGCUAUGGGUUAUAGGUUGAGUCCUCAAACAUUAACUGCUAUCGUUAAACGUUAUAGCAAGAAUGGCAGAAUUUUCUUUGAUGAUUAUGUUGCUUGCUGUGUGAAGCUUCGAGCAUUGACAGAUUUCUUUAGGAGAAGAGACCACUUGCAACAAGGGGUUGUGCGUUUCAUAUAUCAUGAUUUUUUGCAGGGUACUAUGGCAAUUUGAAAGUCUAGAAUUUGAAGGCUGAAGAAAUACUGUGAAUUUCUCUGCUUGGAAGAAAUGAACUGAACUACUUUGAAUUAAAGCUUUUGGGGCUUUUCCAUGUUCCUGUCUGUUAAAUCUCUUCUCUUUCUAUGUGUUUUUACUUUAGCUCACCAUGCAAAGCAGUAAAAGAGAUGUUUUUGUAUUUGUAAUAGUUAUAUAAAUUUAUAACUUUAGAGAUAUCUGCAUAAUAAAUAUUGGUAUAUGAUUAAGUGAUAUAAAUACCUCUUUUAAUUUUCUUUCUUACUUACAAAAUAGAUUAUAUAAGAAGCCAAAUGAUGAAAGCCUAGAUAAGACUAAUUUAUACUUACCUGAAGGUUACAAAUUAUACUUGGAAAUUUUGUUUGUAGUUGUUGCUAUUUGAGGGUGAGCCAGAAGGGGAAGCCUAGAUUUUGCACCAUCUUUGUAAUAGGGUUUGUUCUUUCAUCACAUAAUCAGAGAACAGAAACUCAUGAGUCUUUGCUUGUGAAGAAGAAAAUCGUAGUUCCUAAAAUUUUAUCUUAAAUCACCUUAGGUGAACCAUAAGUUAAACUAUGGUGAUAAUAAAACUACAGGAGGCAUUGUUUUUCCUUUUUAAAUUUUUUGCAGUAUAUAUUUUCCUUCAAUAUGUUUUAUUGUCUUCUGUGGAAAAAAAUUCUUAAUAAACAUAACUUUUUUCUCUGCACUUUAUAGGUAACCUAAAAUGGCAUCUUUUUCUAAAUCUAGAUUUUCUGGAAAUGACGUAUUUUUAAUGAAAUGUCAAUAUUUAAAUUUGUCCUUUUAAACUAAGUUGUUUAUACAUAAUGCUGUUAACUGUUUAGAAAGUUUAAAAAACUCCAGUAAUCUACCACUUUGUUUAAAUGUUCAGAAAUUAUAAGUUUGACUUUCUUGACAACAUUAGCCAGUGAUUUUGGCAUUAGUAAACCAGUAGGUCUUUACCACUAAGUGUAAUGUGGGUCCUAAGCAUGGUAGGCAUCAUGGAAGCAUUUCUGAGUGCUGUUACUACAAAAAUUGCAAAGUGGAGUCACCAGGUCCUUAGCAUUUAAGAUUUCUGGUAUAAGCUGCUGCAGUUAAUCCAGUCCCUUUCUGAGCAAACACCCCGAAGUCUUUCUUAAUGAAGUUUUAAUAAACCACAUUUUUUUCUUACACUUUAACUGAAUAUCUUCCAGCUUAAAGGUGCAAAUGGCAUAAUUUUAAUAUGGCUCAUGACCAAAUUAAUAUAUAGUUUUUCAUUAAAAAAUUUUUCAUUAAAAAUGG